Suillus subalutaceus is the source of this 966-nucleotide messenger RNA. RefSeq lists its product as uncharacterized. The record is from RefSeq and is a predicted model, not a curated record. The transcript has 6 exons. Bases 1 to 966 code for a protein of 321 amino acids. Lineage: Eukaryota; Fungi; Basidiomycota; Agaricomycetes; Boletales; Suillaceae.
AUGGAUGUAGACUCUAUGGAAGGGUUCUCAGUAAGUCAUGCUGGAGAUGAAAUUUCGCUCUACUGGGAGCUUGAGACUAUUACAAUGGCAAAGACACGACAACUUGACACCCACGAUCGCAGUGGACAGAUUGCACGCCUUGUAGUGGAGUGGGCCUCACAAUAUGAUGAUCUCACCAAUGCUUUUCUGACAUCCCUUUCCCCAUUCAUCAACGUGUCCUUACUUCAUAAUGGUUGCAUAGGCAGCUCACCUACUCGCCCGACAGUUGCGAUUACCAUCUGUACCCUUGACAUGUUCCGACAAAGUCAUCGGGUAUGCCCAAGGUUUAGCAUCCACCCUGCUGCAAAGAUGCUUUGUUUCAUGCAUAACCUUUGUUAUUGUCGGCACCUAGCCAAACAGAUGCGCACUGCGUUCAACGUAUAUCUCGAAAUACAUCGUCGCAUCAAUAGCCGACUCGACAAGUUCCUUGGACAUGACACAGAGAACUGGCGCAUGCUGAUUUCUUGUCCAGCUUGCCAAUACAAGCUGGUCAAUGAGCCGACUCUGGACUUCUUGAUUCUGUGCGCAUGUGAUGGGAACAACUCAGCCAAACUGGUUGAUCCCACAGUAUGUAGUGGUGAGGAACAUCUUGACCCUCGCUCAGGGCUAUCAUCCAUCUGGCUCACAGAGUCGUACAUUGACCAAUUUAAGGAUGAACAACCUAGUGACCCUGACGAUCCGUGGAUAGACGAACUGGACUCGAACGAUUCUGCAGAGCCACCCACCAUAUGCAUUGACCGCUGGCGUAAUGCAGCGCCUGAAUCACGCAAAAAGAUGUUUGCUAUAUUCAAGAAGUCAGGGAUUUCUGUCACAGUAUGCCGGCAUGGGUUUCUCCUUACAAUUUGCGAUAUGGUCCGAAGCGGUGAAUUGUAUUUCAGUUCCACCUAUCUAAUGUUUGAUAUGCAGGCUAACACAUUGACAGGAUGA